Molecule: messenger RNA, 353 nt
Organism: Meleagris gallopavo (turkey)
Lineage: Eukaryota; Metazoa; Chordata; Aves; Galliformes; Phasianidae
Source: RefSeq, a predicted model, not a curated record
ACAGCACCAUGCUGUGCCCAGCCUGCCGACACGCCUGGUUCCACCGGGCCUGCAUCCAGGAACAGGCCCUGCGCGCAGGAAUUUAUUCCUUCCAGUGCCCCCUCUGCAGAGACCGGGUCAGGUUUAUUACAGACAUGCGCCUUCUGGGGAUCCGAAUCCCAAUCAGAGAACCAGCGUGGGAGGACAACGAUGCCUACGCAUCUCUACUGGAGAGGCACGGGAGCUGCGAUGCCAGCCACUGCCUUUACCCACACGGCAGGGAGCAGGCAGAGGGAGAGGGGUGAGUUACCUCUGCGUGGGAUUGCAGCCUCACAGCCUGGGGGAGCACACACCGAGCACCAGAGCUGUGCCGG